Messenger RNA from Hemiscyllium ocellatum (epaulette shark), 491 nucleotides. Its product is annotated as cytochrome b-c1 complex subunit 10-like. Gene Ontology annotation, biological process: mitochondrial electron transport, ubiquinol to cytochrome c. Gene Ontology annotation, cellular component: mitochondrial inner membrane. The transcript has 3 exons. Bases 60 to 227 code for a protein of 55 amino acids. The record is from RefSeq and is a predicted model, not a curated record. Lineage: Eukaryota; Metazoa; Chordata; Chondrichthyes; Orectolobiformes; Hemiscylliidae.
CGUGGGGUCUUGGCGCCGCCAUUUUGUGGUGCGGAGCGGGACGGCGAGCGGAUGCCGAGAUGUUGGAGAAGUUUAUCGGACCCAGAUAUGUCCAGUUGGUAAAAAACUGGAUUCCAACAGUGGCAACAUGGGGAGGCGUUGGUUGUGUAGCACUGGUGUACAGUACAGAUUGGAGAGUAAUACUUGACCGUGUUCCAUACAUAAGGGGGAAAUUCAAGGAUGAAUGAAGCAAUCUUUUUUAAUGGAUGUAGAUGAACAAUCGAGACAAGUGACCAAUGGCUUCAGACAUCAGGACAGUCUAAAUUUUUCUGAACUGAACAUUUCUGUUUUUUUUGAACUUUAAAGCAGAAGCAGGAAACAUUAUUAUUUGCAGCUUUUGAAGUUGAUGCGUUAAUGUGAAACAUACACUGCAUCCACUUCAGCACUUUGUCUUCUGAAUCCUAAACUACACCGUGAAUAUUUAAAAUAAAACAAUGAAAAUCUUUACUCUA